AUGAGUAAGAUCAUCUUCUACGAGGACAAGAACUUCCAGGGCCGCUCCUAUGAGUGCAACACUGAUUGUGCUGACAUGCAGUCACACUUCAGCCGCUGUAACUCCAUCCGGGUGGAGAGCGGCUGCUGGGUGUUAUACGAGCGCCCCAACUACAUGGGGUACCAGUAUGUGCUGACCCGCGGCGAAUACCCAGAGUACCAGCGCUGGAUGGGCUACAAUGACUGCAUCUGCUCCUGCCGCACCUUUUCCUAUACUACCGACGGGGCCUACCGCAUACGCAUCUAUGAGCGUCCGGACUUCCAGGGACAGAUGAUGGAGUUCAGUGAUGACUGUGAGUCUGUCCACGACCGCUUCCGCUACCGAGACAUCCACUCCUGCAACAUAAUCGAUGGCUACUGGACCUUCUACGAACACCCCAACUACCGGGGGCGGCAAUACUUCAUGAGGCCUGGAGAGUACAGGAAGUUCAGUGACUGGGGCGCUACCUGUGCCACCAUCGGCUCCUUCCGCAGGGUCACAGAGUUCUAA
Megalops cyprinoides (Indo-Pacific tarpon) is the source of this 528-nucleotide messenger RNA. RefSeq names its product gamma-crystallin M2-like. NCBI's taxonomy places the organism in Eukaryota, Metazoa, Chordata, Actinopteri, Elopiformes, Megalopidae. Bases 1 to 528 code for a protein of 175 amino acids. The transcript has 3 exons. Gene Ontology annotation, molecular function: structural constituent of eye lens. The record is from RefSeq and is a predicted model, not a curated record. Gene Ontology annotation, biological process: visual perception; lens development in camera-type eye.